ACCAAAAUAUUGAAUAGAAGUUUCUCCAAAAAAAAAAAAAAUAGUGAAUAGAAACCUGAAGUUUGUUCCUCUUGAGUCCAACCCAAUAUUGCUGCGAUGAUUCUGAUGUGAGUCGGUCAUCAUUCAUUCAUGAGCGAUUUCAUCCUUUCUUCUUCAAGAAAGAGGACACCCCUGAAUCUGAUAUAUUAAUCUCUCUGUCUGUCUGUGUGGUUUCAAAUCAAAACCCUAACCCUAGCUCCCCAAAAUCUCAAUCCAAUCCAAUGAACCCUAAUUCGUUACUGACCACACUUGAAAACCUCAUCCACUUCUCCCAACAAACCCUCCAUCACUCCCUUUCCCUUUCCAUUUCCACCACUCUCCAUUCUGAAAACCAAAACCUAAUCCAAUGCCCAUUCAAUCCCCACCAUCUCAUCCCCCCUUCCGCCCUCUUCCGCCACUCCCUUCACUGCCACUGCUCUUCUUCUUCUUCUUCCAAUUUUUUCUAUCACGAUUGCCCCGCCGUCGUUCACUUCUCCACUCUACAAACCCCAACCCCAACCCCAACCGCUACUCCUACUCCUCUUCCCCCCUUUUUAUCCCUUCACUCUCCCAACAAUCCUUCUCCUUUCGAUUUCGAUUUCUCAAUUCUCCCCUCCGACUUGCUCUCUAUUAGAUCCGAAACCGACGCCUGGACUGAUUACCCCACCGCCUACUCCCACGCCAUUCUCCGUUCCCUUUCCCUUUCCCUUUCCCUUUCCGGGCUGAUCGGAAAUUGGGUGCUCAUGAGUUCCCCGCGAUACGGCAGCAUUGUCAUUGAUGUGGCAAUGAGGGAUCAUAUAUUGUUGCUUUUCAGGCUCUGCCUCAACACUAUUGUCACGGAAGCUCUACAUAAUUAUUCUCAACAACAACAACAACAAUCGAAUGAGCAGAGUGUAAUGAGUUUUUUCAAGUGUCCCGUUUUGGUACAGGCGUUGAUGUGGUUAGCCUCUCAGCUUUCCAUUCUCUAUGGUGAAAUGAAUGGGAAGCUAUUUGCUAUUCACAUGCUUAAGCAAUGUGUAUUGGAGGCAGCGCAAUUGGGAUUGUUUAUCACCACCCAGACCCAGACCCAGUCCCAUGCUGAUGCUGAUGCUGGCCGUGGAGAUGAGGUCAUUUCUGUGUCACAAGUCCAAGCAGCGGUUACUGCAUUGAAAGAAAGAGCUUUGCUUCAACAAAACUUUAAUGGGUUUCAUGUUUCUCAACCGCUUACCAAGUAUCAGCUGGUGGCUGAGCAUGAUUAUCUGUCACAGAGAGCAUAUGAAGAGCGGAAAAGACGUCCAAACUAUAGGCCUAUACUUGAGCAUGACGGACUUAGGCAACAGUCCUUUAGACAGGAAACAAACAAGACUAAGACUAGAGAGGAGUUACUGGCUGAAGAAAGGGAUUACAAACGCAGAAGAAUGUCAUAUCGUGGAAAAAAGGGGAAGAAAACAGCUGUACAGGUUACAAGGGAUAUAAUAGACGAAUACAUGGAGGAAAUUAAGAAAGCUGGAGGAAUUGGGUGUUUGGUGAAGGGAACUGAAGAUCAAGGAAUGUUUCCAUCUGAAUCAUUUUCUGCUCAUGACAGCACCAUCACUGUUGAUGAGCCAAGAAAAAGUGAUUAUGCAGCACCCAGAGGUAGCCAAUAUAAUUAUAGGGCACACUCAAACUCUGAGUAUGGUAAGAGAUCUAAUAGUUUGAAAGAUGCUUCUCUUAACGAGCACCAUGAAUAUGUAAAUCAGGGAUUUUCCAAUUGGAACAAGCGUGAUAGGGAAAUUUUUUCAAGAAGCCCCAGCAGAAAUGAUAGCACCAUCACUGUUGAUGAGCCAAGAAAAAGUGAUUAUGCGGCAGCCAGAGGUAGCCAAUAUAAUGAUAGGACACAGUCACACUCUGAUUGUGGUAAGAGAUCUAAAAGUUUGAAAGAUGCUUCUCUUAAUGAGCACCAUGAUUAUGUGGAUCAGAGACGUUCCAAUCGGGACAAACAUGAUAGUGAAAUUUAUUCAAGAAGCCCCAGCAGAAAUGAUAGUCAUCGUCGGUCACAUGUGCGAAGUAGUCAUCGAAGAGAGCGAGAUGAUCUGGAGGUGUCCAAUACCAGGCACCAUGAGAUUAAGCAGCCAUCUUCUGGCAUGUUAAAAUAUCAUUAUGGUAGAUCAUCUUCUUCUAGGUCAAAUUCUGUGAAUGAUUCAGUUGCAAAACAAGACGAACAGAAAUCAAACGUUGAGGAUAGAAGGGGAAGAAAAACAUAUGACAAUCAUAGUUCAGACUUUCUGGUACAAAAUGCUUUUGAGGAUCGAUACAUUCCUUCAGAAUCUCGUGAUAUGUAUGAAGAUGAUCUCUCCACUGGCAGCAAGCAUCAGACCAGAUAAAUUGUGUUACAGAAUUGCUUGACCAAACUAGCAUCUACUCUUUCAAUAAGGAACUUUCCUGGCUACCAUGAUAAAUCUGAGUAGCUUCAUCUUUUGAAUACAAAGUCAUCAGGCUUCAGCAAUUCUAUCUACACUUGUAUCCUCCUUUGUAUCCUUGAACUGUUUUCUUAUAUGUUUUCUGUUAAGCUCAGUGUGAUUUCUCCAAACUCAUCUAGAUCCUUGACACCAUUUGUUUUGGCAUAAAAUAUUUUCCAGAAGUUGUUUUGUAAUAAUUGGUGCAACUGAAAAUGUUUGUCAACAGAAUGUUUUCAUGAUCAAUGGAAUAUUACAGAAAAGGAGCUGAAAAUUGCUUAUGCAGUGUGAAAUCAUAAACAAUUCCUUGACCAAGCCUUUGAUGUCCCCACUCUCCACCUCCCUAACUCUCCCCACUCCUCUGUGUUACCUCAAUCACCUCCUUGCUCCCUUCCCAACUUCUCUGUGUCAUUAACCACAUCCUCCCUCCCUCCUGGCCUCCUCCUUGCUCCUUUGUUUCUGCUACCACCACCACCUCCUCCACACACACACAUCCCCAAAAAAACCAUAUUCCUCCUUGCUGUUGCCAGCACCUCCCUUCUAUCCCCUGCGCCCCCAUGAUGACCACCUCUUUCUCUCCCCCUCCCACUGUCACUGCUGCCACCAUAACCACCACUGCCUAUUGACUUCAGUGACUUUUUGCUGGUUUUGACAAUUGAUAUUUUUGGGGCACCAAACACUGGAGAAGUAGUUCAGACUCAACCAAGCAGUAGGCAACAAAUUAUUUUCUUUGAAAAUAUUUUCUACUGAAGAUAUUUUUUCCUGGAAAAUGUUUUUUUUUAUAAAACAAAUGGAGCUUUUGAUUGCCAUAAAUUGCAUCAUGAUAUGACUCUUAGAGCGUGUUUGGUUUAGCUUAUUAUUUGGCUUAUGUGCAUCUUUUAAAGCCUCAUUGUUUAUAAAUACAACUAUUUUUAUCCAGCCUAUUUUUUAAGCAACUGCAUUCUUGCCACCUGUAUUAACAUCUGUGCAAUCUUUCUUUUUAGAUUUAAAUGAAAAUCCUUUUGUUCCACUUUGUGGACCUAGGUCUGACUUCUUGAAGUUGUGCGGGCAUGUGUGUGUGUGUGUGUGUGUGUUUUUUUUUUUUUUUAAUUUUAUUAUUAUUAUUAUUAUUUUUUAGAAUUAGGUCGGACUUCUUGAAGUUCAGAGAGGAUUGAAAUAAAUAGGGGCAGAAUUACAUAAUUUUUCAUUGGGAUAUAGAGGCUUUUAAUAAUUAGGAGAAUUCUAGUCUGAAAAAAAGAGGAAGAUAUUUUACUCUUUUAUAAUGUACUAUUUUACUCUUUUAUAAUCUGUAUUUUACAAACAUACGUGUGUGUGUUGGGGGGUGGGGGGGGGGGGGGGGGGAUAUUUCAACUGACAGAUGAGUGCAUCAUCAUGCACAUGUUACUUUUUUUUUUUCUGUUACUUUGGCGUAGGCAGUCAUUUGAAUUCAAGCUCUUAUCCUUAGUACUACUUUGUUAGGUUCUGUCAUAAGUGUCAUUGAUUUUGUCUGACAUAAAUCAAUGGCAGUAUCAUAAGAUAUAAGUUAUAUGACUUUUAAUAUAAUUGUCAAUUUUUAUCAACAAAAGACCAUCUUAUUGAUACGGCAUUGCUCUAGUACACAGGAUGUAUCCUAUAUAUAGGUCAUACAUAGUACAAAAAACUCCCAUUUUUGCAAGGUAUUGGAGAGGUUACUGGUAAGCAGCCUUAUGCCCCCCUCCCCUUAUUUUAUUUUUUUGGGAGAGGUAUCCUAGAUCAAUGUAAUUAUCAAUAUAGCUUAGGCUAAUCUAUAUUGUGGUAGCCAAUAAAAAAUAGGAAAAAUUAUUCUAGUAGGGAAUGAGCAUUUUUAUUAGGCUUGGAUAUCAUACAGAAUUGAUUGGUUAUUCCAAAAUUAUGUAAUCUUGUCCAGGGUCAACCCUAAAAUGGUUUUGGUAUAGACAAGGCUUUUGACUGUUAUUGGGUUUUGGACUGGAAAACAGACUGCUGUUUGUAUAUAUGCAGAGAGCAAUAUCUAUUGCACAAGUGUGUGUUCCUUUACCCACAGAAUUUUAAAUAUUGUUCGUUGUUCUCUUUAAGUUGUCUGAAGGCAAAUUAUGAGCUACACAAUGGGGUAGCAGCCCCUCCCCCAUGUGCAUAAAUCCUUCCUACCUUGAUGGAGGCAUGAUUUGGUCUAUAAUGUUGAAAAUAGGACCCACUAAACAUUACCAGUGAUUAGCUUACACCUUCCAAUAAUAUUUUAUGAUUGAUUAAACUUCUAUAAUUACAUAUUUGAAGCCAAGAAAAUAGCAUUUCACAUAUAAGCUAGUACCACUAUUGAAGCAGUUAUCCUCCACAUUGUAACAAAAUUUUAUGUUACAGUUCUGUUUUUUGCCAUAAUAUAAACAGUUAGUUUUCUUUUUCUUACAAUAAUAUGUACUGCUAGUGAUCUCUGGUAUAUGUUGUUUUGCUCUGUUCUUUAGACCAAACUAAUGUACAUAAUAUUCACUGAUGGCCACUGGGUCCUCAAGAAGACAAAAAUGGUAGAACCAAGGGCCAAAUAGUAACUGUGGUAUUGCAAUGGAUUUCCCUAGUGAGCAUCCUUGAAAGAGAAAGCUGAGAUCUAUUAGACAUUUCUUGUGCUUAAUUGAGUUGAUAAGUUCAGGGCUUUCUGUCUUCAUGUUAUGUUACAUGCCUGUUUUAAUUUUCUCAUAGCUAACCUUAUUUCUUAUAGAUUUCGAAAAUAUCCACAACUUUUGCUGGAGAUUCUAAGAAGUUUGUUAGGAUGCAUGAAUGUGGGGGUGUCAGCUCCUACAACAGAAACAAUGUGGUUAAUGGGAAGUCUGGACACCACGUGUAUUGAAGAUUGCUAACGAGUGAAUGAAAACUGCAAUUUCAACUUCCUCGUUUUUCUGGUAAAACAUUGAUGGCAUGUUUCAGCUUCUCCAUUGAAUUUACACAUUUUUGUGUACCACGUGAGUAGAUAUUUUGUAUUGACUGUUCUUUUAUUUUUAUUUUUUAUUGUGAUUUAAUGAUCAAAGAUAUGCUUAUAUA
This is a messenger RNA of Quercus robur (English oak), 5438 nucleotides long. RefSeq names its product U11/U12 small nuclear ribonucleoprotein 48 kDa protein. The coding region runs from base 261 to 2360 and encodes 699 amino acids. NCBI's taxonomy places the organism in Eukaryota, Viridiplantae, Streptophyta, Magnoliopsida, Fagales, Fagaceae. The record is from RefSeq and is a predicted model, not a curated record. The transcript is spliced from 5 exons.